Molecule: messenger RNA, 1221 nt
Organism: Colletotrichum tamarilloi
Lineage: Eukaryota; Fungi; Ascomycota; Sordariomycetes; Glomerellales; Glomerellaceae
Exons: 4
Coding region: 1-1221 (406 amino acids)
Source: RefSeq, a predicted model, not a curated record
AUGGAUGUCUACUUCAGAUUCCUCAUCACAAAAAGCGCGGUAGCGCCCCUAGAGCUAUCAGGGACAAUGCUAUGGCGUUUGCUAACGCACUACCAAGUCAUGCCCCAGUUCCUGGACUUCAUAUGUCUAUAUGGGUCAUCAGACACUGAGGAUAAUGGUCUGCGAUUCAGCGGCUUCAAAAGCGCGAAGGUGCUCAAAAACCCAACGCCAGCAAUGUGUAUUCCACAAAUGGAUCGGAGUGGCAGAGCCUUCCAGCUAUGCUACAACCUCAAGGUAACUAGGUGGGGAGAAGUGGAUAAUACCAUGAGUUGGACUAUCGAGCAGUAUGCCAUAUAUCAUCGCUUCGACGUCGGUACCGGCGUUCAAGUCUGGAUGAUUGGUGACCCCCAUGCUGAGAUAAAGGAGCGUGUAGGUGAGAUGUUUCGCGAAAGGGGCGCGCACCAGUCGAAGUUUGACACCAUCGACCACGCCUUAGGAUCUUCCCUUGAGACGCACUUGGCACUUGCAGCAUGGGUCACGUCUCAAUGGAAGCGUGCCGUACUUGAUCUUGGCAAGAUCAUAAAUGAUCUGAACCUGGAAAUUGCCUAUAUCGAAGCCACUUUUGACCGGGAAAACCAGAGUUCGGCCACUUUAGGGGAGGUGCAAAAGUGGGAGGACAAAACCAAUGAAACCGCAAUAAUAAUGGCGUUCAACGUCAACGUCUUGAAGCUGUUUAGAGAAUUCUAUAAAGGGCUCGUUCACGAUGAAGACUUUCCCAAUAGAGAGAGGUGGGCCUGCCAACAAGAGGUUCAUAAGUUUGCAUCCCAAGUCGAUGAGGUCAUUGAUGAGGCCGAGAUGCUUGCCUCGAUGGCGACAGGGCUGGCGAAAGUCUUCAUCCAAUUCCUUCAGGGACAAACUGCCGCUGUUGCGUACGAAUUGAACAUCAAAAUGUUUGAGCAAGCGAAUCAAAGCGCUACCGAGGCAAUCGCAAUGCGGAUAAUCACCGUCGUUACUUUGAUAUAUCUUCCUGCAACUUUCUCCAGUACAUUCUUUAGCACGGAUAUUGUCAAAUAUCAAGAUGGCGAAAGCUUUUCCUGGCUUGCUCUGACUAGGUUCAUGCAAGUUACCGUUCCCCUCAUGUUUCUGACAUUCCUCAUCGCUGGAGGCUGGUUUUGGGUCGAGUCGAAAAAGAGAUCUUCCCCAACUCGAAGUUGGGAGAAGCGAGACAGCACGGAUGAAUAG